Coregonus sp. 'balchen' is the source of this 9699-nucleotide messenger RNA. Lineage: Eukaryota; Metazoa; Chordata; Actinopteri; Salmoniformes; Salmonidae. The record is from the annotation of a GenBank genome assembly.
AUUUUUAAUACAGUGUCCUUGGAAAUGAGAAGUUACUUCCGUUAUCCUACUGAAUAAACAUAACUGAUGUGUUAUUGUUUACAGAUGGGGAAAGUCUUUACCUGUUCAUUAUGGGAUUUUGGGGAAUGCAAUGGCCUACAGGAGACAUCUUCUCUCUGAGUGGAUACAGGCAGUAGGGUAUGAUACCAGCUCUCUCUUUUACUGUAAUGGAUAUAGAUGCAUAACAAAUACAAAAUUGUUUAGAAAGUGUUCAAAUCAGAUGUCAUGUGAUACUCUAAGCUGCCAUUUACUGUAUCUGAAGAUAACCGAAUCAUGGCAGCAUUCAAUUCAUCCAGCAAUUAGGCUAAUCUUGUCACCUCAGAUAUGGUCACAUACUGUUGGACUUAACCACCAAAGCAGGUGGUGACCGCAGCGCGUCUCCUGUUUGUCCUUGUGUGCUGUGCCAGUUUUUAGGAUGCGUUCCCUGAGGAAGACAGUGUUGUUGGCCAUUGUGGCAUCAGUGGUGUUGGUGGUGGCCCUCCUCCAUUCUUGGCCCACCCGGGCCUACACCACCGUGGAUGUCCGCCAGAGACCAGGGCCUGUAGUAGAGAGGCACCUGGAGGAGAGGCUCCCAGAACUGGACCACAGAUCUGCCCACAUCCCCUAUCGCCUGAAGGAGAGUGUUGCAGGGUCAGUGUUUGAAAUAAGGCCUUCUAAAUAAUUCCUAUAUUUUGUUUCAUUGUCAUUUAAUUGAUGGAAUCCUAUCGUCCCUUUCAUCUCUCUCCAGUCUGUUGCCACGUAACGGGUGCAUGUGUGAGGGUGAGAGUGGUGGCGUGAACCUGCCCUUUGGCCAGCUGCUGUUCCCACGGGUGUCGGCCCACCCCCUGCACACUGCUUUUGAGGCCUCUGAGCUGGAGGAGAUGAAAAAACGGAGGGCCAAGGAGUACCAGGGCUUCAAGAUGAGGUGAGAGCACAGGACUGUACACCAGCACAGAACUGAAAGGGAAGGACAUCCCAUAUAUCAUCUUAGUUAUUCCUUACACUAGGGGAAGUUGCUGUGUCUGUCCUUUCAUGUGAUUCAAUUCAAAGCUUGUAAAUUCUUAGGUUUAGGUUAAACUUGCUGUAGGUCUUUUGAAGGAGUGGAUGUCAACAUUACCCCAGCUUUGAAACAAAUAGCGUAAUAGAGUUCAUGAUGCUUCAUUCUAGCUGUAAUAGCUUUGAAUACUGAUUAUUAACCUGAUGUGUAUCUGUCCCCCUCCAGGUCUCAGACUCCUGUAGAUAUGCUCAUUGUGGCAGAGGCCAACAAUCCUCUGCAGUACCCAACACAGGGGGUGGAAGUACGGCCGCUCAAAACCAUCCUCAUCCCAGGUCUGACUUAUAACAGGGAUUAGUUACUUUUUACCUUGAUAUAAACGAGAAGGUACCUUGAUAUUUAAAACCUAAUUUGUAAAGGAAACCUGGUAAAAUAAGGGAAGCACAGAAAGAGAAGUGUAGUUAGAUGAAGCUACAAAUUCAGGGAACGACUGUCCUCUUACAACAAUAUAUAUAAAUAAAAGAAAACUCAAGCACAAGUAAUCUUGACGCUUCCAACAAUUUAAUGGAUCACCAACGUAUCGGUCUCAAAUUACCUUCAUCAGGGUAUUCUUACAGGGAGGUAAAACUCAGUAUUUUAAAGAGACAGACAAUAGGUGUUUCAACAAUCUAACAUGUACUUGUAUUAUUAUUACACCCACUGACAACUACUAUUUCUACCAUUACCAUUAUUACUACCUUGAUAACCUGCUGCUCUGGAUGACUGUUUUAGAGCAGAGAAUAGUAUUUUGUUGCACAACCGAGAAAGUGUUUACUCCAGCUGACAGUUGAUGUGGUGUAUUUGGAUUGGAUUAACAUCCAGCUGCUUAAUCAAAUAUGCCAGUAAAUUGAUGUCAGAUGUUUUCAGGACUUGCCUUACAAGACAUUCCCAGAGAGCUGUACACAGUAAGUAGACUAAUAACAUUUGGUUUGAGUUAUUAUUUCCAGUACUAUUCCAUCUGUCUGGUCUUUGUCAAUUAAAAAACAUAAUAUUUCCUUACUGCUUUAUCUUCUUUGUUCCCUGUCUCCUUAAUUUUUUUCUUUCUUAGGUCAACUUCACCUCCACCCUGGGAGCGUUAAAUGUGGCAGCGGAGGUUGAGGGGGUAAAGGUCAAAGGUGAUGGGGAGAUGCACAUGACCCUGAUGAGCAGCCUGCUGCCCAACCUGAACCGGCAGUUACAGUUUGUCUCCUACACCAACACACUGUUCCACCCUAGUACAGCAGACACAGGUGAGGCCAGACACAUCUGACUUUAUGGUGGACUACUACUUUAUUGGUUGUGUAUAUUAUCAAAGACCUACGCCAAAUACCGUCUGGAAUAGAUUUGUGGUAAUGAGGUUGAAAAUACUCUCACUAUGUCUUUCAGUGCAGUUUGAGACAGAGGGACACCAAGCCAUGUUCACCAUCAAGAUCCGUCAUGGUGUAACUCCAAAACUCUACAACACGGGACCCAAAGGGGGUAUGUCGACAAAUAUAACGGUCGACUGCAUCUCACAACAGCACAACACUUACUAAAAAAUAACCAAAAUGACAUCUGAGAUGAAUGUGUAACGUAAGUAAUGUCAAAGACCCUAACUUUUUGUCUCUCUCUGUUCUCAAUCUAGAAUACAACAUCAGUGCCCUUGUUACCAUAGCAACCAAAACUUUCAUGCGCUAUGACAAGCUCCAAGAUCUCAUCGACAGCGUGCGACAAUACUAUCCCACUGUCACCAUAGUAAUAGCUGAUGACAGCAAAAACCCCAAGACAGUCUCUGGCCCCUACAUCGAACAUUACAUCAUGCCAUUUGGAAAGGUUUUUUUUAAACACUGCUGCCUCUUUAAUGUAUGGGAACCAGUGUACUUGUAAAGUAUAGUUUUUGUCUAGCAAUAACAUUGUUUGCUUAAAUAAUACUUGACAGAUGCCCUUCAUUGAAAAGGUUGGGAAGGAAUGUCAGCAAUGUUCUUGAAAAAAAUGUCCUUAGUUGUCCUAUCACUGCUUUUGCUUCCUUUGUCCCACAUCCUGUUCUCUGUCACAACAACUAGGGCUGGUUUGCAGGACGGAACCUAGCUGUUUCCCAGGUGACCACUAAGUAUGUGCUGUGGGUGGAUGAUGACUUCAUCUUCACAGCCAACACCAAGCUGGAGAAACUGGUGGACGUCCUGGAGAAGACCACCCUGGACCUGGUGAGGGGGCACAGGCCGUGCCAUACUGUAUUGCUGACCUGGGUUCAAAUACUAUUUGAAAUCUUUCAAAUACUUUGAGCAUUUGUGUUAGCCUGCCUGAAGAGAGAGGGGUUUUCCCUUUUGAGACUUUUCAAUUGGUUCCAUUGCAACAGGUAAGCUCAAUUAAGCACAGGUGCAGUAUUUGAAAUUAUUUCAAGUAGUGUUUGAACCCAGGUCUGCUGUAUUGCUGCUAAAGUAGUGAUUUUAACACAGCAUGGGACUGUUCAAACCACCCUCCUUUGAUGAUGGGUCUUUUGGGGGUGUGACAUAAUUUGCUGACCCUUAUGGAAAAAACGUGAUCUUGUGUGAUCUCAUGUGAUCACGUAACAACAUGUGAAGCAACAUGUGAUAACGUAAAACUAUACAUGACAACAUGUUAGCACAUGUGAGAACAUGAUCUCAUGUGAAAUUAAUGUGAAAUAAAUGCGACAACAUGGGGAUGCAAAAUCUCAACAUUUGAUAACAUCAAACUACAUGUGACAACAUGUGAGCACGUGAAAACACAAUCUCAUGUAAAAUACAUGUGACAACAUCGGGAGGCACAUUUUUCAAAUGUGAUACCAUGACUGAUACUGUAUUUUUUACAGCUAAAUUAAAGUGUUAAUGUGAAGGACAAUAUGAUGCUGUAUGCUGAUAACUUGGGACUUAACCUCACUUGGGAUUUGAACUCACAACCUCUUUGUUGCUAGCUACCUGAAGUUCCUGCUGCGCCACCAAUUAUGUGGAUAAAUUGAAGAUUGGCUAUAUAUUUAUUGCUUAAAAUACACUUCUGCACUUUGCCUAAAGUUGCAGUAAAAAUAAAGUAAAUAUAUACAAAAACAUUGUAUAUUUCUAUAAAUUGACAAUAUGCUGCUGUAUUCUGAUUUCAAUUACUGUAAAAUCUUGUAUAAUUUUGUACUGUGACCAGAACUGGGACUUAGCCUUAAAUGGGAUUUGAACUCAUAAACUCUGUUGGUAGCAACCUGGAAUGUCCUGAUACAGUGCAGCUACACCACCAGAUCUGUGAGUGUGAAAGCAUUAUGGGCCACAGACUUUCUGCACUUUGCUUAAAGCUUCCCAGAAUCAAGUAAAUAAUUGUCCAAUUAUCACCACCAACGUAACAUUAACGUAAAACUCGAGGACACUUGGCGUUGUAGAGUAUACAUUAAUUAUUUGGGGAUUAAACAUCUUGGUUGGGAGUGCAUCAAUGUUUCAUACUUAUUGCUUGGAACAUAUAGUGCAUUUGGAAAGUAUUCAGACCCACUGACUUUUUCCACAUUUUGUUACGUUACAGCCUUAUUCUAAAAUAGAUUAAAUAAAAAAUGUCCUCAUUAAUCGACACACAAUACCCCAUAAUGACAAAGCGAAAACAGGUUUUUAGAAGUGUUUGCAAAUGUAUAAAAAAUAAAAAACAGAUACAUUAUUUACAUAAGUAUUCAGACCCUUUGCUAUGAGACUUGAAAUUGAGCUCAGGUGCAUCCUGUUUCCAUUGAUCAUCCUUGAGAUGUUUCUACAACUUGAUUGGAGUCCACCUGUGUUAAAUUCAAUUGAUUGGAAAGGCACACACCUGUCUAUAUAAGGUCCCACAGUUGACAGUGCAUGUCAGAGCAGAAACCAAGCCAUGAGGUUGAAGGAAUUGUCCGAAGAGCUCCGAGACAGGAUUGUGUCGAGGCACAGAUCUGGGGAAGGGUACCAAAACAUUUCUGCAGCAUUGAAGGUCCCCAAGAACACAGUGGCCUCCAUCAUUCUUAAAUGGAAUAAGUUUAGAACCACCAAGUCUCUUCCUAGAGCUUGCCGCCCGGCCAAACUGAGCAAUCAGGGGAGAAGGGGCUUAGUCAGGGAGGUGAUCAAGAACCUGAUGGUCACACUGACAGAGCUCCAGAGUUCCUCUGUGGAGAUGGGAGAACCUUCCAGAAGGACAACCAUCUCUGCAGCACUCCACCAAUCAGACCUUUAUGGUAGAGUGGCCAGACGGAAGCCACUCCUCAGUAGAAGGCACAUGACAGCCCACUUGGAGUUUGCCAAAAGGCACCUAAAGGACUCUCAGACCAUGAGAAACAAGAUUUUCUGGUCUGAUGAAACCAAGAUCGAACUCUUUGGCCUGAAUGCCAAGCAAGGAAUACUGGCACCAUCUCUACGGUGAAGCAUGGUGGUGGCAGCAUCAUGCUGUGGGGAUUUUUUCAGGAGCAGGGACUGUGAGACUAGUCAGGAUCGAGGGAAAGAUGAACGGAGCAAAGCACAGAGAGAUCCUUGAUGAAAACCUGCUCCAGAGCUCUCACCUUCCAACAACAGGACAACAACCCUAAGCACACAGCCAAGACAACGCAGGAGUGGCUUCGGGACAAGUCUCUGAAUGUCUUUGAGUGGCCCAGCCAGAGCCCUGACUUGAACCCGAUCGAACAUCUCUGGAGAGACCUGAAAAUAGCUGUGCAGCGAUGCUCCCCACCCAACCUGACAGAGCUUGAGAGGAUAUGCAGAGAAGAAUGGGAGAAACUCUCCAAAUACAGGUGUGCCAAGCUUGUAGUGUCAUACCCAAGAAGACUCGAGGCUGUAAUCGCUGACAAAGGUGUCUUCAACAAAGUACUGAGUAAAGGGUCUGAAUACUUAUGUAAAUGUAAUAUUUCAGUUUUUAUUUUUUUAUAAAUUUGUCAUUAUGAAGUAUUGUGUGUAGAUUUGAUGAGGGGAAAAAAACAAUUGAAUCCUUUUUAGAAUAAGGCUGUAACGUAACAAAAAUACUUUCCGAAUGCACUAAACACAAUGGUAUGGUUAGGGUACACUAGUGUUCCCUGGGGUACAAAAAGGUCAAAGAUGCACUUGAACUCACAUGGUACAGUUUUGUACCUUGUAGGUAUAAUGGGACAUUUUUCAACCUAAUAUUUUGAAUAUAAAGUACUGGUGGGGUUCAUUAGCAUAUUUGGGGGCAUGGUGAAAUAUUUGUGCGAACCGUCAGUGGAAGUGUUGUAGCAGUUUAAGUGUUUUGAUUGUUAUGCCAAUGUAACUUAAGCACCACCUUUGACACUGUCUGUUCUGCACAUUUUUCUAUGGGAUUCCGAGAAAAUGUUUCUGUUUUAAAGCUAGUUUGCUGUAAUUCUACACAUUUUGCCAUGGGGCGGAGAGAAGAUUUAGCAAUUUGAUAACAAAUUUCAUGCAAUUUUCUGGCAACAAGUUGCCAUUAACUUACUGGAAAAUGCACAAUAACCUCUUUUACAAUGCAGCUCAUUACUGACGCAUUCUCUUACAUCAGGGAUGGGCGCACUAAGAUCCCCCCCAUUCCUGUUGUAAGAGAAUGUGCCAGUAAUGAGCUGCACUAUUGUGAGCUUAUUGUGCAUUUUCCAGUAAGUUAAUGUUAACUUGUUGUCAGAAGUUGCUGUGAAUUUGUCAUUUCUUACCUGGUAAUUACUAGUUAGUAAGUUAUUGUAAAAAUCACAGUAACUUACUGGCAAAACGUAGCCAGUAACCUACAGGAAAAAUCCUUGAAUUCACAACCUCUGGAUUUGAGGUACACUGCCCUUUCUGCUACGCCACAAAGUCUGUAGCAUUCUCAUACACAUUCAAUACCUAUAAUACACCUCUGCACUUAGCAAAAGAGAGCCAUCUGCACUGCUAUUUUAGUUAUUCUAUCAGUUAUUCUGACUAUUCUCUCAUCAUUGAUUACAUUUACUUAUUUCAGCAAUUUGAGCUGUCUAAUGUUGGUGGGGCAUAUUAUCCUGGUUAAAUGUUACACCUGAAUCACUAUGAUAAAUAUAAUAGUUUUUCUUGAGUGUAUUUUUAACAAAGCUGAGAUGUACUUUGAAGACCAAAUGGUAGGAAUACAGGUAAACAUCAGUUAUUGACACAGACAUGGUGGCAUAGCAGGAUGAUCAGAAUGCUGUGAACCAAGAGGUUGUGAGUUCAAAUCCCAGAUAAGGACAUGUUGAAUAAUAAUUACAGUAUAAAUAAACAUACACAAUGUAGUCGUGUGUCAAAUAUGUAAGUUAAAAUCACUGUGUGUAUCAUAAUGACACAUUUGUGUAUGCAGGGCAUCACCUGUGAAAUCUCAUGUUAAAUAUCAUCACAUGUGAAGUGUUCCAAAAACACAUGGUUUAACAUGAUUUCACAUGUGAAAAUCCAGAAGUGAAAUAUCAUAUGUGUUACAAAAACUGGAAAAAUACAGGACUAGUAAAGGCCCAGUGCACUAUCUUUGGGGAAAAAAUAUGUUUCUCUAAAACUACUGCAGCACCCUCGGCACCCCUACUGUCCGCGGUUAUGAGUGUUCGAAAUAGUUAUACUCUUUUAGUUAGUGGUGUCUGACAUAUUUUGCUAAGACAUAAUUCAACACUUUCUGUGCAACAGUCAAUGCCAGUUCAGAAGCAUUCUCCGGACUCUGAACACAUUGUUACUCACUGGGAGCUACUCUGCAGAGCCAAAAACAGCUCCUACACGAUUCAGCACAUUCCGUCUUGGGUAGCAUGAGGGAACACAAUCCACACUCUAGUCGUUUUGCCAGACAGACACAACUUGAGUUCAAUUAACGUUUUAAAAUAAUUUUGAUUUACAGCUCAUCAUGAAAAGAGUAUUGAAAUAAACUAUCCUAGCUGUCUUCUGAAGAUGACAAAUUAGGAAAAUGUGGAAGAGGCGUUCCCCUCUGUUGAUGUUGAUGACCUAGCUAGCCACAUCCUGUCUCUCGAACACGGUAGCUUUGCCUUUAAAAGCUACAAGUGCAAUAAGAUUGAAUCCCGGCCUUGUUCUCUAGUUACAGAAGAAAACAAACUCGGACACAGACACAGAUGCAAGCAAUUUCACACUCUCCAUCUCUCUCUCCCUCUUCUUCACCGAUGCGUAAAGGCAUAUUCUUGCUUUGUAGCACAUGCACACCACAGCAAUAUUAAGCAUGCACAAAACACAAAGUAAAACACAAAAGCCCAAAAAGCUGACACCCACAUGAUGCUGGAUGAAGGGGGUUUUGUAUGGAUCCCGAUUCCCACUCAGAUACCUUACUAUGGGCUGGGGGAAUAGAAUAGACCUUGUGUACCAUAGACUGGGACUCCAGCUCUUGAGAGGGAAGUCUAUGGGUUACACAUGUCAGCAGCUGGUCUGGUGGACACUUUGAAUCAGUUAUUUCUUCGGUCCACAAAAGCACAGACAGUAAAACAUUGUGUCCUUUGGAAAAAAUAAAUGAUCAAGGGAAAGGGGGAUACCUAGUCAGUUGUACAACUGAAUGCAUUAAACUGAAAUGUGUCUUCCGCAUUUAACCCAACCCCUCGGUUUCCAUUGGUUUCCUCGUAUAUCAAAUCACUACAGCAUGCACUCAAUAUCAAUUUCAGACAAUUGGGAGUAUCCUUAAUGUUUGUUUAUGCAUUGUACACACUACACAAUAUUUGUGAAAAUCUGUGUUCAGUGCUUGAUGUGUAUGUGUGUGUCAGAAUCAGUUAAUGCAGUGUGUGUGUGUGUGUGUGUGUGUGUGUGUGAUUUAGGUGGGUGGUGCAGUGCGGGAGGCCACAGGCUAUACUGCCACCUACAGGCAGACCAUCUCCAUUGAGCCAGGGGAGGAGGAGGGUGACUGCCUGCACAUGCGGAGGGCCUUCCACCACAUCAUCCAGGGCUUCCCAAACUGCGUGGUCACUGACGGGGUCAUCAACUUCUUCCUGGCCCGCACAGACAAGGUCCAGCAGGUGGGCUUCGACCCCCGCCUGGCCAGAGUGGCCCACCUGGGUGAGUAUGGCCCCAAACCCCAGCACCGCACAGGGUGUACCUGUCCACAACAUCAACUGCACCAGUGGUUAAAUUUAGCCGGAGCUACCCGGAGCUGGGCUCCUGCACCGUACUGGUUCAAAGAGGAGUAGGAUAGAAAGUAGGAUAAAAGUACUAACCCUAGCCUUAACCCUAGCUUCAUGUCCACAAUCUGGUUCAACCCUAGCCAUAACCCUAACACUAAUCCUGACAUAACCCUAACCUUGUGUUCAACACUGGCUCAACCCUCAUCCUAACCUCUCCAAAUAGGGCUCCUCUACCUCUGUAUUCCCAAUUUCACCCCUGAGCUGCACCAUCUACAUUUGGAAGGAGGUCAUAUAGGUAACAGUACAUUUGGAUACUUGGGCACAAAACCCCUUUUUGCAGUCUUAAUAGUCAUUAUCAGUUAUCCAAAAGCUUGAGGAGGGAACAAAAUAGCUUCUUCUCAUGUUUGUUAGUUGCAUUUGUUCAUAUAAAUUGUGUGAUACUUGAAGUGCCCUCAGCAUAAAAACUAACUGCUCUGACCCCUUGGUUCUUGUCACAGAGUUUUUCAUCGAUGGCCUUGGCUCACUUCACGUGGGAUCCUGUGAUGACGUCAUCGUCAAUCACGCCACCAAGAUCAAGCUUCCCUGGGUCAGCCAAUCAGAGAGUGACAAGACUUACGCCAAGUUCCGCUACCCACCAGCCUCCUCGGACACAACACACACCAAAAACGGCCUCCUCUAUUUUAAGAACCGCUUCCAGUGUUUGACUCACAAU